UUAAACACUCGUGGAUCGAUUGCUCGGGACUGCCGCAUCCUUUUCUCCAAAAGCCUGGCAUCUUCCAUAGAUUCUCGCCAGUCCUCGUUCUUAAAAGGCAAAAAUGGAUUACUGGGGAAGGUAAAAGAAGCUGAAGACUCAUAUAAUAUGAUGAUUCUUUGCUUAUGUGACAUCAAGACCACCUCAUACUAUGAGGACUGGAUGAGAAAUCAAGAACAGAGGAGAGACAGCUGAAUUAAUGGAAGGGAAAAGGAACCAAGCCUUCCUUUAGCCUAAGUGCUAAAAGGGUCAAGAGGAUGAGCCAUCAGGUUUGCAUAAUGCAAAGUGUAUGGGGGCUCCUACUGCUUUGUCCCAUGUCGUGGGCAUCAGAGCCGAUAGUCAUGCAACUGGAAGCCUCCAUGCACUCCACACUGCUCUCGGACAUGCAGGCAUCUGCAUCCAGAGUUUCAACAGUAUCCGACUCUGUUGCAGUGCUGGGCCAGAUGUUUAGGAUGGAGAUCCCACUGGUGUCAGAAGACUGCCAUGCCAUAGAUAUUUUGUCUGGGAUGGGAAGUGCAGCAUUCCCUGAGUGGCUUUAUUGGGACAGUCAGCUAUGUCUUCUUCAAGGUCUACCACUAGAGGGGGAUAAAGGUCUGUAUCGUUUCAGCUUGUCUUCUGAAGCCUUUCAAAGUCAUGAUGGCAGUAUACAUAGUCACCUACUUCUCAGUGGAACCAAACUGAGUAGUAAGUCUUACACUAAUGCCCGGCAACCAGAUGUCUUCAUUAUCACAGUAAACCCAGAAGAUCAACAGGACAUAGAAUCUGCUCCAGUGGCACUGCAGACACAGUCUAAUGCAACAAAUGUGUGUAUUUGUUCAAGUGGCCAGUCAGCCACUGUGCUAACUAUAAUCCUGGAUGCUGACCUCACAAAGAUGAACUCCAGAGAGCGAUUGGUGCUGCUGCGGAAAAUGACUUACUUUGCUAAUGAGCCACCAGAGGUAAUGCGGGUCAUGCCAGUUAUAAACAACCAUUUUUUUGAUAUGACUGCUUUUAUGGCUGGACCAGGUAACGCAAAGAAGGUGGUGGAGAAUGGUGCACUGUUAUCAUGGAAACUGGGUUGCGCACUUGAUCAAAGCAACCUGCCUGAUAUUAGUGGGGUCCAGGUGCCAGCAAAAGAUGGUACUAUGUCAGCUCUACUGGGUUACCCAGUGGUUGGUUGGUACAUUGUCAAUAAGAAACCUCAGGUGGUUAAGCGAAUCAGAAGACAGAUCCACAACACUCCAACACCUGUGCCUUCCCAGUUUCCUCCAACCACUCACUUGGUACCUGCAGAACGUAUUGUGCCUGCUCCUGCAUCCCCUUUCAUUGCUCCCUCUACAAAUCUGUUGGUAAAUCCUGCUCGUGGUCCUUUGCCCUUACCAGUUAAACCUACCAUCCGUAUGCGGGAUCAGAUAGCUUACACACCUGUCCUGAGCCAACCUCUACCCACUCAAGUCCUGGGCAGUACCAGCACUCUCCCUCUGCAACCAACACUGACUCGCGCUGGUUAUUUGGAGCCUACUGCCUCUGUUACUCCUCCAACCACUCGCAGACCCAAAACCUCCACCUCGAAAAAGGUUAAGAAAGCAAAGAUCACUCCAAUACCCAGAGAGCCAAAAACUACAGAUACACCUUCCAGCAGUCCAGUGACUAACCAGAAGCCUCAGUUACAUAACUCUAUUGGUAUAGUGAAUGUGUGGGUUGGGACAUACUUUGAGAUCAAGAUUCCAGCCAAUACAUUCUUUGAUCAGGAAGAUGGAAACACAGAACAAUUACGGCUGUUAUUGCAACAGAAUCUUUACCAGGUACUGGAUCAGGGCUUUUGGAUACAAUUUAACAGCAGCAGUCAGCUCCUCUAUGGCCUUCCUGACCAGAGCCAUGUUGGAAGACAUGAAUUUGUAAUGAUGGCAAUAGAUAAAGAAAAUUCAAGCACCAUGGAUGCUUUUGAGGUUCAUGUAAAACACUGGUCAGUUGAUGACCAAUCACCAGUUGUGUUUACUGCUCACUUUGAAGGAGAACCUAAAAUGUUGACCAACGAUAUCCACAAGAAAAUCCUGUUUUGCAAGAAACUUGCCUUUGCAUUGGGUGAUCACAACAGCAGUUCUGUCACUCUAAGAAAUAUCUCAAGGGGUUCUAUUCUGGUGGAAUGGACCAAUAGUAGCUUGCCUGAGAAUCCUUGUCCAGCAGAACAGAUUCAAGAGAUGUGUCGCAGGAUUUCAGAUGCUCAAGGUCAUCCCACAUCCAUCUUUUACAGUGCAAUGGAGCCAGAGUUCAAACCCAUUAACAUUGGGGCUCGUGGUGCCAACAAAUGUCAAAUGUUCUCAUUUCUGCCACUAGGAGAGGUUUCCAUUCCUGUAUCACCAGAGAAUAUUUCUGUUCCUUUGUCAUCCACAGUCACACCUUCUUCUAGCUCAGGCUGGCAUAGCAGCGAUGAUGUCUACUUACACACAGUUAUCCCAUCUGUGGUGGUGGCUGCCCUGCUGCUCACAGCUGGAUUCAUUGCAAUGGUUUGUUACCGAAAGAAACAGCGUGGAAAAUUGACAACAGAGGAACAGGCCACCUUCAUCAAAAAAGGUGUUCCUAUUAUUUUUGCAGAUGAGUUGGAUGAUGCUAAAUCCCCACCCUCUUCCAGCAUGCCACUAAUCUUGCGUGAAGAGAAGCCACCUAUGCCUCCUCCCCAUUACCCCAGUUCAGCCUGUGGAGAAGUCCAUCAAAUCCUAGAGGAAUACAUCUUCUUCAAUGAUGAUGACCCCAGUGCUCCUCCUUAUCAGCCCCCUCCUCCUUUUACAGUUCCUAUAGAGGGCAGGGGUUCUCGACCGAAGAACACGACAGCCUACAGGUGUCCACCACCCUAUGUGCCCCCGUAAUAGAAAACUAGACAUUUAACUGGCUUAUAGUAGACGUUUUAAGAAAAGACAUCAUAGUCCAAAUAUGGAAUAUAUGAAGAAACUGGUUUUGUGUGUGGACAAAAGCCCUUGAUGUCAAGGCAUGCUGGAUUGUUGUUACUCUGAAUGACUGAGCAGUGCACUCAAAUCUUCAAAUCAUGGUAUUCUACAGGUCCAAACUUUACAAGACCUUGCAUCAGUCUCUGACUCAUUUGGAAUGUUUGAACCAGUUACUACAGAGCAGUAACUAGGAUCAACAGGACAGAAAGAAGUUAAAUCCUGUAUUUGCUAACCAUAUUUGAAAAUGACAGACUGAAAUGCUCUGAAACAUCUACUGCCCCUGAGUGUGACACAAUCAGAUGGUAAGCUACAGCUUCUGAGCAGAGAUGAGGUACUGCCUAAAUACAUUUGGUGUCUGUAUAGUUGAUGUUUCUGAUUUUUUUUAAAUAAUGAUCUUUUUUAUUGUCUACUUGCCUGGAAGCAACAUUUAUAUGCAGUAUUAUGUUUCUAUGUUAUAUAAAAUAAAAGUAAACCACCGGUUAUAUCAAUUUGAUCAAGAGCAGCCUUAUAGGCAGAUCGAGACAUUUGUGUAAAUGAUUUCAGCCUAAUAUAGAAUCUCUUUAACCUUUUGUAUGCAUUGCAGAUUAAAACCUACCUUGUCAAAUUUGUUUAUCAAAACACUAUCAAUUAAUUUGCAGAUUGUAAUGCCAGACUCUGUGAAAUCCUAUAACCACCAAACUCUUUAAUCACAGGUUCUAGACAAUAGGUGAUUAAUUAACAAGUAAUUAGUUCACUGUAGCUCAUAAAUUCUAAAAACAUUUUUCUAACCAUGAGUUCUUUUGUGAUUCUAUCAACAUCCUAUUCUUGUAAUACCCUUUAUCUGUACCUAUUAUAAGUGCCCCCCCCCUUUGUUGUAUUGUCGCACUGCAUUUUGUGUUUGUAUAUAAUUGUGUGCUGGUUCCAAUUGUGAGAAAAUUCUUAGAACAUUAGAACUAGUAGAACAAAAGGGUUUUAUUUUGCAAGCAUUUCUAAGAAAUAUGAUUAUUAUAUUGUGAAACCAAAAAUGCAGUACUUAAGUGAAUCUGAUGUAAAUGGAAUGUGCAUUAGCCUUGUUUUCUGGCUGUUUUAAAAAGACUGACCAGCAGAAGGAGAUAUGUGUCAGCUAAAAACACAGUGACCACAUCAAACAACUGAAAUAAUUUAGUCUAAAGUUUUUGUUACUUUUUUGAUACUUCUGAAAAUGUGUGUGUGUGUGUGUGUGUGUGUGUGUGUGUGUGUGUGUGUGUGUGUUAGAUGCACUGAUCUAAAUUUCUCAGCCGAUACUGAUAACCGAUUAUUCAGUGAUAUCGGCUGAUACUGAUAGUGCUACCUUUUAUGCCUUCUUUUAAAUGAAUAAUACUUAAUUCCACAAUUCUGAAAGAAAUGCAAAUAAAAACUUUCUCUCCAUUACAAGACGUUGUUUCACAGUAACUGGUCUCAUAAACAGAAAACACAUUACUCAAAUUAACAUAAACACAUUAACUAAAUUCUGAAGAUUAAAGUAAGAUUUCUUAACUUAUUGAAAGUUAUAUAAAAAUGUGUAAGAACUGACGUGGUGAAAUACCAACAGUGGCAGGCAAGGCUCGCCAAUAAAUCGAUUUCAGCAAAAUAGCACUAAUAGUUUUUUUCAUGAAUGUAAAUGAGACUUUUAAUUUAGUAUUCUAAACAAGUUGCAAUUGGUGCCAAAAGCUUUUGUUUACAACAGUGAUGCUACAUGCAGAGUACAACUCAGGAUGAACAUAUAAACUAUCAAACUACAACCAAUAAUCCUACCACAAAGAUGCAUAGAGUGAGGGAUUCCUUCAGCUGCAACUUCUAAUAUAAUAAUAAAAUGUAAACUUUACAACAUGAGUUUUUAGAAUUGAGUGUUUUUGGAUUUGUAUUUCAAAUAUAUUAUUCCUCUUAUACCACAGCAGUUUGACAAUGAUUACCAUUAUGAAUUUAGACAUGAAGGACCCAUUGCACUUUUUAACAGUUUAUAGUUACAUUUCAUGGGCCUCAUUUAUCAAGCUAAAUACAAACAGAAUUGUGCUAUUGUGUAAAUGUAUGCAUAAGAAGACUAACUAAUAUAAAUUUUUCAAUCAUAUAAUUUGCAUGGAUUACUGCACUUUAAUAUAUGGGGUAUACUGUUGAGAUUAAAUUGCUUAUUUUUUAUUACUUUUAAAGCAUUUAGCAGAUGCCCUUAUCCAGAUCGACUUACAGAAGUGCUUUGUAGUCUCUAACAAAAAAAAAAUCCUUAUGCUAGUUUACUAGGUCAGGGCCUAAGAAUGCCAGCAUUUUAUAUUAUUUGAAUGAAUUAAAGAAUAUAAAAAAAUUAUUAUAAUGAGCCAACACAUACCCAUGAAUUAAGACAAAUAAAACUAAUUGUUCGAUUACAAACAAAUGCCACAACUGACAGAAGAUUUCUUCUUCUUCUUCUUCUUCUUCUUCUUCUUCUUAUUAUUAUUAUUAACUAUUUUUAUUGGCAUAGAAGUAAGUCAAAAUAAAUUUCACUUCUGUUUUUCAGGCAUUACCCUGAUUAGGUGUUACAUGCUCACAGCUGUCUUUGCACUUGAACUUUUAUGGAGUGUGUGCGUGUCACUACAUUCAAAUCAGCUGCAUGAACUUGGUAAUUUAUGGGUUACUGCCAGUCAGCAAUAUGUACAUGCAUGUCCAAAGACAAAGUUUCCGGAACUUAAAUAUGCAAAUCUGGUGGAAAUUCUUACUUGGGUUUGGUUUAUGCAAACAUUUACAAAUAACUUUACUAAAAAAUGGAUAAAUGAGGCCCAAUGAUAUGGAACAUCCAUGAGAUUCAGAGACGUUUGUGGCUUCCGGUUUCUGUUAAAUAAACAUCUAAAUAACAGAAAACUUUACCAUAUCAACGAUUAUAUGCUUUUCUUUGUUAAGCAACACAUUUUAAAUAUAUUUAUUAUUAGGCUUCAGUUAUAUGGAGUGGCUGUUGUACAAGUCCCUGUGAAUGAGAUGUUACUAAAGGAAGAGUAAAUUAAUAUAAAUGUGCCAUUUAUGUUGCAGUUGUAAAUACUGUCAGAGCCAUGGUGUUAUUAAAAACUAAUCAACAGCUAAUUCAAGAAGUCAGCCUCUUUGUGGUAUAAUUAUUGUAAUCAACAUACAUUCUCUGUUAAAACAUUUGACUAUCAUUUGGGUAUGACAUCAUAGUGCACAUCACAUAAAAUUCCAGCCCCCUCAUCCACUGCCACCUAAUGUAAAACACCUUAUGUCCCUGUUUUACAACAAUCAGCAUGGUACUUGUAAACAAAUGUCAAAUCUUCCUAGCAAUACCUGUUUCUCACACUAGCACAGGCCUACAGUUAAAAUUAUUUUACCCAUAUAGCUUUUUAAAAAUUUAAUAAUGCAGAAAUUGUCAUUUAGUGAAUGUGAUACUUUUCUUUUUAUAAUGCAGUUGGCUACCUGCGUUUUGUCUUUACGAUCUGUGUGAAACAAUGUAUAUGGCACAGAACAAGCAGUCUGUCAUUAUCUGUUAUAAAAAUGUUAGUUAUGAAAUAUGAUCAAAUUAUUAUUGUUAUUAUUAUUAUUAUUAUUAUUGUUGUUGUUGUUGUUAUUAUUAUUAUUCUCAUCAUCUAACAGCCUCUGAAUGAGAACUUUCGUAUUUCUACUAAAGCAAAACACUGCAGAUAAAAAGUGAGGCUGCAUAAACAGAAAGGACAAACACAAACCAUGACAACAGAAUGAACAAAAUGAAUAAGGAAAGUUAGAACAAAAGUUCAUCUUUAGUCUAAAAGCUUCCCUUAAAACAGUGGUGUAAAGAUAUGGACUAUAAGAGCUAAAAUAAGCUAUUGAAAUGUCUUGCAAUGCUGCAACUACAGUGCCCUCCAUUAAUACUGUCAGCCAUGGUAAAUAUGAACAAAGAAGGCUGUGAAAAAUUGUCUUUAUUGUUUAAGCUUUUGUUUAAGCUUUUGUUUUUUGCAAACACAACACAGGUUUAUAAAAAUAUAUAUUUGUUAAAUAUAGGUGUGCAACAAUUAUUGUCUAUGAAAAUAUAAGUAUA
This is a messenger RNA of Ictalurus punctatus (channel catfish), 6948 nucleotides long. RefSeq names its product dystroglycan 1. NCBI's taxonomy places the organism in Eukaryota, Metazoa, Chordata, Actinopteri, Siluriformes, Ictaluridae. Gene Ontology annotation, molecular function: calcium ion binding; laminin binding. Gene Ontology annotation, cellular component: dystroglycan complex; sarcolemma; basement membrane. The transcript has 3 exons. The coding region runs from base 297 to 2885 and encodes 862 amino acids. The record is from RefSeq and is a predicted model, not a curated record. Gene Ontology annotation, biological process: axon guidance; morphogenesis of an epithelium; muscle attachment.